UUUUCUCUGGUCCCUUAAUUGUUUUUAAACCUUGCUGAGUACUUUGUUUACAGUCCCUAGUACAGGGAUUUGCAUCCUCUGCUCCUGUUUGUGCUGUCCAAGAGUCUGUCUCAGUUCCAUUCUGGCUAGAGCAAGGUUCUUUUCUCAUUUAUCUUUUCAAAGAGCCCCCCCCCCUCCCCUCUGGCCAAGACACAUUACCAGAGGGAUUUGGAGCUGCUGCUGCCUUCUUUUCUCAAGUUGACAGAAAAGCUUCAAAGAGAUAAGACUUCUGCUUUCUUCCGUAAAAGAUCACCCUGAAUUUGAUGUCAAUGGAUUUCCCUUUUCUGAGCUUUAAUGAACACUUCCAGAACUAGUCUACAAACCAACCAAGAAAUCCCUGCAGUUCAAUAUGACUGAAGAGCACUUGAAAGAGAUUUUAGGAACAGGGAAGAGUCCAGAGCCCGUCAGGAUGGAGAAAAGCAAUAACAACGAGUGUGUGGUCACUGCGAUUCCCCUGGUCAGUGAGGUUCAGCUGACAGCCGCCACAGGAGGAGCCGAGCUCUCCUGUUACCGCUGCAUCAUCCCAUUCGCUGUGGUCCUUCUGAUUGCGGGAGUGGUGGUUACAGCUGUAGCCUACAGUUUUAAUUCUCAUGGAUCCAUCAUCUCCAUUUUGGGGCUUAUCCUACUGUCAUCUGGACUUCUUUUGUUAGCUUCCAGUGCCUUGUGCUGGAAGGUAAGGCAGAGGAGCAAGAAAUCAAAAAGGCGAGAGAGUCAGACAGUUCUGGUGGCAAAUCAGAGGAGCCUGUUUGCUUAAAAACAAAAACAAAAACAAAAACAAAAGUGAUUCAACAGAAAUCUGAGGCCUGAAAACCUGGCCGGACUUUGUCAGAUGCUUAUGAUCAGUAUACACAUACUCCUCUGUAUUUCACACAACUGGCAUUUUCUAAAUACUAAUUUAGAAAAUGCAAUUGGCAAACUUUGGAAGGGUUUGCUAGCAGUCAGGGGGAAGAAUGAGAGUGGAAGGAGUUCACAUGACCUGUGUCUUCCUUGACAACAUGCUUCAUGGCAAAGAUUGUUUCUUUCUAAGGCUGACAAGUCAGCUUUUUCUCCACGUUAGACUUUUAGGUGGUUAGGUGUGAGAUGAAGACGAUUAGUCAAUGUUUGGCUAAUAUUUUGGUUGUUGUUGAUGUUUAGUUGUUUUCAGUUGUUUCCGACUCCUCAUGACCCCAUUUGGGGUUUUCUUAGCAGAGAUACUGGAGUGGUUUUGCCAUUUACUUCUCUAGCUUAUUUUACAGAU
Dromiciops gliroides (monito del monte) is the source of this 1276-nucleotide messenger RNA. RefSeq names its product transmembrane protein 100 (gene TMEM100). The coding region runs from base 389 to 793 and encodes 134 amino acids. The record is from RefSeq and is a predicted model, not a curated record. Lineage: Eukaryota; Metazoa; Chordata; Mammalia; Microbiotheria; Microbiotheriidae. Gene Ontology annotation, biological process: cellular response to BMP stimulus. The transcript has 3 exons.